GCCAUCAUGGUGAAAAUAUCCGUGCUGCAACAUGCACCCUCCGCACACCUCCCAAACAGACCAGGCGACCCCAUCCCCACCUCCCGCAACCUCGAUCCCCUCCUCCAUCCAUUUUCACGCGCACGCGAGCGCACCCGCGCCCUCAAUGCCGCCAAGAUGGAGCGUAUCUUUGCAAAACCUUUUGUCGGCAGUCUCGGCGGUCACAUUGAUGCCGUCGAAGUCUUGUCCAAAAAACCGGGGUCCGUAAACACAAUAGCGAGUGGUAGCUGGGAUGGAGGCGUGAUCGUCCAUAACCUCUCUCAGCGGUCCAGAAUUUGCCGCAUACAAGGCGCACAUCAAGGCAAGGUCUCCGGCGUGUGUUUCGCGGGUGGCCACAGGCUCCUGAGUUGCGGCGUCGACAGCAGCGUAAAACUGUGGGAUGCAUCGCCCCAAUCAGAUGAGGUCUCGCAACCAAAACCCCUGAACGUUUUCCCUGGAAAAUCCGCGUUCAACGCCAUAGACCAUCACCGGUCAGACCCGCUCUUCGCCACAGCUUCCACUACCGUGCAGAUCUGGGAUGAGACAAAGAGUUCAGCCAUAUCGAAUCUCACUUUCCCCACUUCGACGGAAACCGUCACUUCCGUCCGAUUUAACCUGAGCGAAACGUCGAUUUUGGGAAGUAUUGGCUCAGACCGCACGUUCACACUCUACGACAUCCGGACAGGCAAGGCCGAACGCAGGGUGAUUAUGCAGAUGAGAAGCAAUGCUUUGGCAUGGUCACCAACGUUCCCUACGUCCGUUCUUCUAGCUUCCGAGGACCAUAACCUCUACACAUUUGAUGUCCGUCAGUUGACGAACCCUACACAAAUAUACAAGGGUCACGUUGCUGCCGUGAUGAGUUGUGACUGGGCGCCGACGGGGUUAGAGUUCGUGAGUGGUGGCUGGGACCGUACGGUGCGAAUAUGGAAGGAAGGGCAGGGAACGAAUCCGGAGGUCUACCAUACAAAACGAAUGCAGAGAGUUUCCUCUUCGCUUUUCUCAGGAGACGCGCGGUUCGUGAUGACCGGGUCUGACGAUGGCAACGUAAGGAUCUGGAAGGCGAAGGCAUCGGAAAAGCUGGGCAUCAUCACCGCCAGAGAACGCGCUGCGAUCGAGUAUCGGGAGACGCUCAAGGAACGCUGGAAGUACGACUCCGAAGUUGGGAAGAUCGCUCGGCGGCGAAACAUUCCCAAGCCUGUGUACCAGGCGGCAAAGCUCAAGCGGACGAUGCUGGACGCGCGCCAGGUCAAGGAGGAGCGGAGACGGAAACACACGCGGGCAGGAGAAAGCAAGCCCAAGGCGGAGCGGAAGAAAGUGGUCAUUACCGAGCAGACAUGAGCAGGAGAAUGAUGAUCACUUGUUGUCUAAGUUUUGUUUUGCCUUUCUAUUCAGUCCACGACCUGGUAUGCACAGCCACCAUUACAUCCAAACAUGACCAAAUACAGGCUGUCCUCGGGUAUGCCGAAAGUGUCCA
Coniophora puteana RWD-64-598 SS2 is the source of this 1492-nucleotide messenger RNA. RefSeq names its product WD40 repeat-like protein. Gene Ontology annotation, biological process: maturation of SSU-rRNA from tricistronic rRNA transcript (SSU-rRNA, 5.8S rRNA, LSU-rRNA). Gene Ontology annotation, molecular function: protein binding. Bases 7 to 1356 code for a protein of 449 amino acids. The transcript has 9 exons. The record is from RefSeq and is a predicted model, not a curated record. NCBI's taxonomy places the organism in Eukaryota, Fungi, Basidiomycota, Agaricomycetes, Boletales, Coniophoraceae. Gene Ontology annotation, cellular component: nucleolus; small-subunit processome.